GAUCCCCCAAAAAAACACACAAAUCGAAAUCACGACGGUAUGCUUAUUUUUUUCCCGUCAUUCGAAACACAAAAAAACCACGCUGCCGUCGUGUUUCGCUGGUUUGGGUCUCACAGCGUCAGGGUCUCUUGCAGAAUAUCAGGCUCAGUCGAUUGAGAUUUUUUUGACAUCCUCCCGCAACUUCUGUUAAGCGCAUCGCUCAUUUUUUUCAAAUUUCAAUCGUACAGAACUGUAGUUCAUUAAGUUCUCCAGAAGCCGCUGCAGGCGGCAGCGGAGGCCGUUCCUUCGGUACUAGGUAUUUCGCUGAACUUCCAAGAAAGACCGGCAUCGGAGGUCUUGCACUUGGCUCUUGUGCUUGCUUGCAUGCUUUGAAACUCUGUGAAGAGUAAAUGACGCUUCCAGAACCUCCAAACCAACCUGUUGCUUUUUUGUUCUUUGAACGUAUCAACGAAAAUGGACCGUAUCACGACCUCUGCGACUCGGAAAAACAUGCCUUCGCGAGGGAGGAAAGCGACAGCUUUUGGCGUUGGAAAAGCUUGCGCAUUAAUCGCUUUUCUCAGCUUUCAACAUGAUUUGACAGCACAACAAGUGCAAGCUCUUCGCCUACUGAGAAGUUCUUAUUCGUCCGGUUGGCGACAAAGGAAUCUAGAGCCGAGCUUUAUCCGGGAACGAAGUUUGAUUGCAAACCUCCGAGCCGUUUCAUCUCCACCAGGGGCACAAAGCCAGGAGCAAAAAGAGGACGAGAAGAGGAAUCGGGAUCAUGCAACAUCGAAUAGGGAAAGCAAAGAGGAACAGGAAGCAACACCCACUGCGUCUUCUACAUCGGCAGCUGUUGACAACCAGCACAGCCAAUCUUUCUAUCAUCACCAAAAGUACAGCAAAAACUUUUUCACAACCAGUUUCAACCUCGACAACCAGAAGAACCUGCAAAAUCUCCAACAACUCACAUCAGGCGCGAAGAACAAAGAAAACACCGAAAAAACCACGUCUCCUGAUUUGAAUGCCUGUUUACUCGCACUUUUGGACAAGACCUACGAGGAUCUUUCCGGGUAUGACAUCCCGGUGGAAGAACAUCAAGCCUUGCGGAAGGUCGGCGGAGAACCCACGUACGGGGAAAUCGUCCCCAGCAGCUUGACCCAGGUCCUCCUCCGCAUGAACGCUACGGAAGCGGACGUUUUCUACGAUUUGGGAUCGGGGAUCGGGAAGACGGUGUUGCAGGCCGCACUGACGACAAGGGUGAAGCAGGCGAUCGGGAUCGAAUUUGAAAACACGAGGAAUUUGAACGCUUUAACCGCGAAGCAAAAGCUUUUAGCUGAGCUGGAAAAAACGAUGGAAGCGACGGGUCGGAAUUUGAGGCAGGAUUUCAGCCCAGCUUGUGGUGGAGUGGCUGAUGAUGAGUUGAAGGAUUUUUUGGAGGAGAUUGUAGCCGGCGCUCAUUCCUCUAACAAGGAGAAGAGUUUGGACAGCCGAAUCCAGCUGAUCCAGAACGAUUUUGCACAUAUCGAUUUGACCAAUGCGACAUUGAUCUAUUCCUGCAGCACCUGUUUCUCGGAAAAUCUUCUCGCGCAGAUUUGCACGAACAUUGGGGAUUUGGGGACCGGGAAGAGUAAUUUACGGGUUUUUGCGAGUUUGAAAUCUCUCGAUACCGUGCCGGCGUGCAUGGCGAAGUUGGAAGAGGAGGCGGUAAUGGCGUUGCCAAUGACGUGGACGCAAGAGGCAAAUGUGUAUUUUUAUCGGCUGAAGAAAUGAUGUCAGUUUGCAAUCAUGUAAGUACUACAGACAUCAUGUGCUGUAUGUUGAUGUUCUUUUUUUCCGAGAAGCAUGAAGUGAGAGCGCAACUGCAAUGGGUGCGUUAUUUGCAACACAAUUCGCGCCGUCAGGACUAUUUUUCACAACUGGGGUUGGGGUGUUGCAGUUGCUCGCUGCUGCUCACAGCUUCAGAGCAGAGGAGUUACUGUCUG
Molecule: messenger RNA, 1961 nt
Organism: Amoebophrya sp. A120
Lineage: Eukaryota; Dinophyceae; Syndiniales; Amoebophryaceae
Source: the annotation of a GenBank genome assembly